ACUCAGCGUCACGUCCCGCGCGGAGACGGAGCGAGCCUCCCCCUCCUCCUUCCUCCUCCUCCUCUUCCUAACCGGGCAGGACCCGCGUCUCACUCCGGUGUCUGUCUGACUGUCUUUGUACUAACGCAGCCAUGAGCUCUGGCGGUCAUCUGCCCAAGAAGGACAAAGCUGCCCUCGCUGAGUAUGCAGCGCAGGUGAAAGACCUUCGCGCCCGUCUCUCGGGCCAGCUGCGCUCGCUGGAGGGCCGCGCGGAGGGCCGUGCGGCCCUGCUGGCCCAGAUGCACGACUUCAUGCGGCGGCGCGGCGAGCUGGCCUCCGAGUACGCCCGGGGCCUGCAGCGCCUGGCCGACCGGGCCUCCCAGAGGGCCCCCUCCACGCGGCAGCGGCGGCAGCAGGAGGAGGAGGAGGAGGACGGGGAGACGACGACGUCGUCCGGGCGCGCGUGGCGCUCCGCGGGCGCCGUGCCCGCCCCGUGCCCACGCUCCUGCUGGGCCCUGCUGCUCGCCGCCACGCACGGGGAGGCGCGCUGCCACGCGGCCAUCGCGGAGGCGUGCGGAGGAGCGGUGGCGCCGCGGUUGGCGCGCAUCGCCGACAGCUCCGCGCGCCUCUCCAAGAAGGGCAGGGACCUGGGGCAGCAGCUGCAGGAGGAGCUGCUGAAGUUCGUGACGGAGAUCGGCGCGGCCUCCAAGGCCUACCGCCUCUACAGGGCCCAGGCCCUCGCGGCCGACACGAAGCUGCGGGACGCGGAGCGGCGCUUGGGUGGGGGGGGCGCCUCGGCCGCGGGGACCCCCGCCAGGAGCCCCUCGCGCAAGCUCGCUCGCCUCCUGGAGAAGCGGCAGGCAAAGGCCGGCGAGGCGUGCCUGCGCGAGGCUCGAGCACGCAACGAGCUGCUGCUCACGCUGGCGGCCGCCAACUCCUCCGUGGAGCGUUUCCACGACUACGACCUGCCCAGCAUCAUCGACUGCUGCGACGUGGCGUUCCACGCGCGGCUGUCCGAGGCGCUCUCCCUCUUCGUGGGCGCCGGCUGUGCCGCCGACGCGGCCCAGCGGGGGGCCCUGGGGGCGCUGCGCGGCGCCGUCGGGGGGCUCGACCCCCGCGCCUGCAAGCGCCGCUUCCUGCGCUCGAGCGGGGACCUGUUUGCCCGCCCCCCCGAGUUCCCCUUCCGCCCCCACCUGGGAGACGAGGUGAGCGAGCUGGUCUCCCAGGCCAGCGUGCGCUCCGAGCUGCGGACGAGGCUGCAGCAGCUGAGGGCGCGCGUCGCAGCGCUGCACGCGGAGAGCCAGCAGGUGCGGGCGUCCAUGGAGGAGACGCUGAGCGCCCUGCGGGAGGAGACUCCCGGCGAGGGCCGAGUGGCACAACCCUGGGACGGACGCGGCACCACCUCCACCUCCUCCACCUCCACCACCUCCACCACCUCCACCUCCACCACAUCGACCCCCUACUCCACCCCCUACUCGACCCCCUCCGUCACCACAGUCGCCACCGCCAACAACUACCACCACAACCACCACAACCACCACGGCAACCACCACAGCUCGCCCCCGACGAGACACCACGGCGGUCGACACGACGCCGAGAACUUCUACUUCAUGAAGCUGAAGGAGCUGCUGGCCUCAGGCCACGUCGUGUCCCGGCUGCAGGCCAAGCAGCAGCUGAUCCACCGGGCGCUGGACGAUGGUGCAGUGGGAGAUCCCAGCAGCGCUCGGACUUCGUUUGCCCCCCCAAAACCGCAUCGUGAACGCGGCCGGAGGCGACCCUCGGUCAUCGGCCUGCAGCUCUUUGGGGGAGACCUCCUCACCUAUAUCCAGGAGUCGGGUCACGUGAUCCCCACCGUGGUGGUGAGCUGUGUGCGCUUCAUCAACUUGUACGGGAUGCAUCAGCAGGGGAUAUUCCGGGUCCCCGGGUCACAGGCGGAGGUCAGCGAGAUCAAGCACGCCUUCGAACGAGGCGAGGAUCCGCUGCUGGAUGAGUCGGGCUGCGGGGACGUCAACUCGGUGGCGUGCGUCCUCAAGCUCUACUUCCGCGAGCUGCGCACGCCCCUCCUCCCUGCAGCCGCCUUCUCACGCCUCCUGCUCGCCUGCUCCGGCACCGAGGGCCCGCUGGAAGGGGCGGUGCGGAUCCGCUCCGUGAUGCAGGAGCUGCCGCCGCCUGUCGCCGUCGUGCUCCGCUUCCUCUUCGCCUUCCUCCACCACCUGGCACAGCUGAGCGACGAGAACCUGAUGGACGCCUACAACCUGGCCGUGUGCUUCGGCCCCACGCUGCUGCCGGCGCCGCCCGCCUACGACGAGGCGUCGGUGACGGCGCGCGUCCACGAGGCGUGCAGGGCCCUGAUCGCGCUCGGCGGGGCCGCCUUCCCCGGACCACGCCGCCUGCCGGGACCGCUCUACGAGACGUGCAUGGGCCUGGAGCGCGAUGGUCAGGACGCGUAUAGCGAGGCAAGCACGGUAGACGAGGAGGAGGAGGUGGAGGAGGUGGAGGAGGUGGAGGAGGUGGGAGAGGCGGGUGAUGGUGACGAUGGCGAUGAGGAGGAGGACGCGGCGGUGGCGGCGGUGAUGGACGACGAGGAUGAGGAGGAGCGGGCGGCGAGCGGCCGCGGCUCUUCCCUGCCGGGCCGGCACACCGCCACCACCCCGGGUGGCGCCGCACCGGGCUGGUGGCGGCGCGAGUGGGCACCACGCGGCCCCACCGCGGGCGGCGUGGUGCCCGCAACGCUCGUGGAGAUGAACCACGGGCACGGCCCAGCCAGUGAACCGGUGACCCUGCAGAGGCCCUGGGUGGUGGAAGUGGGGGCCCCGCGGGAGGCCGGGCCCCGGCUGUCUCGCACGGAGCCGGCUCCCUCGGCCGCACGAGGGGGGGCGGCGCGGGGGUGGGGGGCGGGGGGCACGGUGGGAGGGCCCCCGAGGGGGGCCACCGAGGAGGAUGAGCCGCGGAUCGCGCCGAGACAACGGUCGCCGCAUCGCUGCGUUGGGGCCACCGCGCCGGGCCUCGGUGGCCACCCUGCGGGCAGCAGCAGCGGCAGCUUCGGUGCGGCGGGUGGCGCCACGGUGGCGCUCGGUUUGGUGGGGCCUGUGGACGGUGGCACCUCCACCACCACCGCCGCCGCCGCCACCAACAGCAGCGGCAAUGUCUACCCACACAGGACUCCGUGCCUGUCGGUUCCAGGGGGCGGCCGUGACGGGGGAGGUGGCAGCCACAGGAGGCCGCUCCUCCAGCGAGGCGGAGCGGAGGGAGACGGAGACGAAGACCCCUUCACGCCGGAGAUCGAGGCGGCGCUCCACAACGCUCUGCAUGAACUCCAGGAGAUGGAGCGCCAGGGAUCGGCGGAGCGAGCUCCCGACCUCGUGCUGGACACGUUCCCCGGCAGCCCAUCGCCGGCACCGCCACCGUCAUCAUCACCAUCAUCGCCACCGCCGUCGUCAUCGCCACCGCAGCAACACCAGCAGCAGCCAUCACCAUCAUCGCUAUCACCGCCGAUACCCGCCCACCAUCACCGUCAGCGCCACCUCUGCCAACCGUGCCACCACCAUAACCACCGCCGCCGUGACAUCGCCCCCAGCUGGAGCUCCGGCGUCCGCCAGCCGUGGCCGUCGACCACUCACAGCCUCCCGGCGACGCCCGUGGGCCGCCGCCACCGGCUGGCCUCCUCCUCCUCCCCGCCGCCGCCCGGGAGUGGCCUCCCCGGGAGCGGCCUCCGCGCGGGCCUCUCGCUGGGGAAGGCCGCGGGAGGGCCAGGCGGCGCGAGGGCCGCGGGACUGCCGCCCGCCAUCCGGCCCAAGCCCGCGGGCCUAGCUCAGGCUUCUGCCGCCGCCAUCCCUCCGGCCGCCGCGCGGGUCGGGCCGCCCGGCCCCACUUGCUGUACCGCCUCCACCGCCGCCGCAGCUGCCGCCGCUGCGCUGUCGUCCGCGCGCAGCAUGGGGAGCAUUGCGGAGCGCCACUGUGCACUCUAAACCCCCAAUCUGAUUUCGGAUUUAGAUACAGCCGCGGCGCAUUUCACUCAAGGAGGCCGACGUUGCCCUACGGAAACGUCGACGCCGAGUGGCAGAGCUGGCAGGGGAAUGCGCCACUUGCAGGCUGUUGAGGAAUGCGCGGCAGCGAUGGAGGGGUACUACGUCAUUAUCGUCGUCACGAUCUCUGGGGUAGAUAGCCCAUCGGAAGUGUCCACUGCACAUUUCGUGAUUUGUUGUUUCCACUCUCCUCUGUGUCCUAGUGCCAAUACGCGUCAAGUAGUGGCCCCCAUCUUUCUGGCACCACAUCUAUGAUGUCGUCGUCGUCGUCAAACCAUUCUCUGUUAGCGCUUCCUCUCUUUCCAGUUGUUUACAUUUUCCCGAACAGCAACAACAACAACUACACACUUUUAAUUGUUCCGUUGUUGUCCAUCCCACUACAUGUUUGUGUGUGUCCAAAUAGCGGCAGUCUCCUUCUUGUCACUGUCUGCCUGCAUGCAACAUCAGGUUGUUAAUCUACGUGCAAACAUUUUUCUUACUUCUACGUUGCAACCUAAUCUAAUUUAGAUUCAGAUAUGCAGCCCGUUCUCCUGUGACGCCGCUUGUUGUUUUCAUAAUGCCACUUGGAUAUAACGCGAUCGAGCGAAUGGAACUGCGUCACGCGAGUGGGGAUAAGCGGUCACAUGGCUGCCGCCUCGACCUGGGAUCACACGAGGCGGUGGGAUGCUGCUGGAUGCUCCGUGAGGCUGCCCACCACGUGCCUCCGUCUUUGUUCAGCCUGCGUACGCAUCUCACGCGUCAUCGCGGACUGUGCCUUACCCUGUAUGGCAGAACCCCUCUUAAUGACGGAAAUUGGUUCCACGACACUGGGCGUUAAGUGAUUUGGUGGUUGAACGAGUCUAGAGAAUACACGUUGACGGCUUAAUGCGUUCAGAUAGCAUCGAAAGUUACCUUGUUUCACCCAUGAAACGUACUUUAUAUUUAAACAAUGGGUAUUAAUACGUAAAGAUACUAACAACAUUUUAAACACAUUAAAAUAAACUUGGUUAAUCAA
Molecule: messenger RNA, 4998 nt
Organism: Lethenteron reissneri (Far Eastern brook lamprey)
Lineage: Eukaryota; Metazoa; Chordata; Hyperoartia; Petromyzontiformes; Petromyzontidae
Product: rho GTPase-activating protein 4-like
Biological process (GO): signal transduction
Source: RefSeq, a predicted model, not a curated record